Messenger RNA from Gekko japonicus, 6322 nucleotides. RefSeq names its product SKI proto-oncogene (gene SKI). Bases 259 to 2475 code for a protein of 738 amino acids. Gene Ontology annotation, cellular component: nucleus. Gene Ontology annotation, biological process: negative regulation of BMP signaling pathway. Lineage: Eukaryota; Metazoa; Chordata; Lepidosauria; Squamata; Gekkonidae. Gene Ontology annotation, molecular function: DNA-binding transcription factor activity, RNA polymerase II-specific; RNA polymerase II cis-regulatory region sequence-specific DNA binding; SMAD binding. The record is from RefSeq and is a predicted model, not a curated record. The transcript has 7 exons.
ACCGGCGGCGGGCUCCGGCCGGGAACGGCCGAAAGGAGAGCUGAAAGGAAAUCGAUUGUCACUAUUCUUCUUGGGGAGUUUUCUUUCGUCCGCUUUUCGCUGCACGGACAGGGCUCGUUGGCUUUGCAGCCCGGUUGGAAAGCUCGGCUUUUUUUUUGCGGGACUUAUUUUUUUGCUUUUGCCCGGAGGCGCGGGGAGCCCCACGCAAGUCCGCCCGGCCCCGAUCCCCGGCGGGGGGGGGAAGAGAGCCGCCCGACGAUGGAGGCGGUCACCCGCAGCAGCAGCUUCCAGCCCCAUCCCGGCCUGCAGAAGACGCUGGAGCAGUUCCACCUGAGCUCCAUGAGCUCGCUGGGCGGGCCGGCCGCCUUCUCGGCGCGCUGGGCGCAGGACCUGUACAAGCGCGACAGCGCCAAGGAGCCGGCCGAGGCCGUCCUCCACCUGCCGCCCAUCCAGCCGCCGCCGCCCGUCGUGCCGGGCCCCUUCUUCAUGCCGUCCGACCGCUCGACCGAGCGCUGCGAGACGGUGCUGGAGGGCGAGACCAUCUCGUGCUUCGUGGUGGGCGGCGAGAAGCGCCUCUGCCUGCCGCAGAUCCUCAACUCGGUGCUGCGCGACUUCUCGCUCCAGCAGAUCAACGCCGUCUGCGACGAGCUCCACAUCUACUGCUCGCGCUGCACGGCCGACCAGCUGGAGAUCCUCAAAGUCAUGGGCAUCCUGCCCUUCUCCGCGCCCUCCUGCGGCCUCAUCACCAAGACCGACGCCGAGCGCCUCUGCAACGCCCUCCUCUACGGCGGCGCCUACCCGCCGCGCUGCAAGAAGGAGUUCGCCCUCGCCGCCGCCGCCUCGUCCUCCGCCGCCGGGGCGCCGCCGCCGCUGGAGCUGGAGGUGACCGAGAAGAGCUUCAAGGUGUACCACGAGUGCUUCGGCAAGUGCAAAGGCCUGCUGGUGCCCGAGCUGUACAGCAGCCCCGCCGCCGCCUGCAUCCAGUGCCUGGACUGCCGCCUCAUGUACCCGCCGCACAAGUUCGUCAUCCACUCGCACAAGUCCCUGGAGAACCGGACUUGCCACUGGGGCUUCGACUCCGCCAACUGGAGGGCCUACAUCCUCCUCAGCCAGGAUUACGCCGGCAAGGAGGAGAAGGCCCGCCUGGGACAGUGCCUCGACGAGGUCAAGGAGAAGUUCGACUACGGACACCGCUACAAGCGGAAAGCGCCCAGGGUCCCCUCCGACCCACCUGCCCCCAAGAAGCCCAAAGUAGACGACUCCUCUCUGCAGUCUCCAAUCACGGGCGAGAAAGAAAAACAGUCGAGUUGGUUGCGGUCCUUGUCCAAUUCAUCCAGCAAGAGCAUCGGUUGCAUACACCCUCGACAGCGCCUUUCUGCAUUCCGGCCCUGGUCCCCUGCAGUUUCAGCAAACGAGAAGGAGCUCUCAAAUCACAUCCCUGCCUUGAUCCGAGACAGUUUCUAUUCUUACAAGAGUUUUGAAAACGCCGUGGCUCCUAAUGUGGCCCUUGCUCCCCCCACUCAACCAAAGAUCAUAAGCAACCCCCCGUGCGCCACUGGUUCGUCCCGGAGCAAUGAGCCGCUGAACAGCCCCACCCAACCAAGGAAAAGGAAACAUGUCUCUGAAAACCCAACCAUUCCUGAACCUACACCUGUCGCCCCCACGACACCCGCUGUCCCUGCCGUUCCCGCCACGGAAGAAGAUAAGGAGUCGGAAGCAGAAAUCGAAGUAGAAACUCGAGAGGAAUUCACCUCCUCACUGUCCUCACUCUCCUCCCCUUCCUUCACCUCCUCGAGCUCGGCCAAGGACAUGAGCUCCCCCAGCAUGCAAGCCCCGCCGGCCGUCAGCAGCGCCUUCGAAGUCACUGCCCACGCCGAGCCCCAGGGUGGUGGCAGCGGUUUGGAAGCGGAACUGGAGCACCUCCGGCAAGCCCUGGACGGCGGCCUGGACACGAAAGAAGCCAAAGAGAAGUUCCUCCACGAGGUCGUCAAGAUGAGGGUGAAGCAGGAAGAAAAACUCAAUGCAGCCUUGCAGGCCAAGCGCAGCCUACACCAGGAGCUGGAGUUCUUACGCGUGGCGAAGAAGGAGAAGCUGAGAGAAGCCACCGAGGCCAAGCGCAACUUAAGGAAGGAGAUCGAGCGGCUACGAGCCGAGAACGAGAAGAAGAUGAAAGAGGCCAACGAGUCGCGGAUACGGCUAAAACGGGAACUGGAGCAAGCCAGACAGGUCCGGGUGUGCGACAAGGGAUGCGAAGCUGGCCGGCUGCGAGCCAAGUACUCUGCCCAGAUUGAAGACCUGCAGGUGAAACUCCAGCAUGCUGAAGCAGACCGGGAACAGCUGCGUGCUGACCUGUUGCGCGAGAGGGAAGCGCGGGAACACUUGGAAAAAGUGGUCAAGGAACUUCAGGAGCAACUGUGGCCUAAGCAGAGCAAUCUGCCCAGCAGCGAACAUAUGGCAAAGGACCUAGAGAACUAGAGGCAGCACUCGCGAAAGGAAUGAGACAUUGUCUAACCCCGUAGGCCAGACUGACGAAUAUGCACAGUAAGGGAUUGUGUACGGGAGCGGCGCAUGCGCAUGGGCGCUUGCCCCUGUGCAUGCCGGUAAAGGCGAUGGACUUAGUUACUGAUUGGAGGGCAGACGUUACUCGUUAUAACAGAAGCACUGAAAUCCUGUCUUUUUUUCCCAACUCCACAUAGCACAACAUCUUCCUGUGCCUAUAACAUGAAGAGUGUUUAUCUAAACAAAAACUAAACUACUUUUGAGUCCACAGCAAAAAAAAAAUAAUCUUUUUCUACUGCUCUUCGGGUGUAUCUGGCAGCACCCAAGGGAAAUGGAAAGUGGGCGAGGAAGUCCCCUUUUCCGGGCAACACUUUGGAAUUGCGACGCCCCAUUUUUGUUAUAAGCUAUUUAAAAAAAAAAAGUACAAACGGUUGAGUCACAAAGAUGUGGUAUUAUAACCAUCAACAAGAUUUUUUAAAAAAUAUAUAUUAUAUAUAAAACUGGGGUGGGGUGGGGGUGUGAAUACAGACACUCUUUGAUGCCUCAUUUGUAAAGAUAAAUUGUUACAGGGGUUGGGUUCUUCACUAAGAGACGCUUGUCUGAAAAUACCCAACAGUAAGCCAUGACAGUUUCGAACCCUUCAGGGGAGAUUUCUACGAGAAUUUCAAAACUUUUAAAUUUGUUUCUAGUUUUAAAUCCGCAUGUUCCUCCCCCCCAACCCCUCCCCCUGCAUUUGCACCAAUGUUAAGAAAGCCAGAGGGGAAGGGGGGGGGAAUGAAGAGUGUAAGCAGCGAAAGGACAACCGACACAAACCCCGCCUUAUUAAAGACAGUGUUCGUAAAUCAUGCCAUAACCCCCCCUUUUAAGAAAAAGAAAAGAAGAUAUCUGUUAUUGACUGAUGUGUUUUUGAAAAGACUCGCUUCAUCUCCAGAGCACUUCAGUUUUUAGGAAAGAAAUAGAAGAGUUGAGGGUUUUUUUCUAAAAAAAUUAAUAAUUUUUAAAAAGGAAAACCAAGAGACGGAUGGAUCGGGAAGCGGCUUGUGAGAGACCGAGAGAGAAAGGAGUGCGCGCAUGUGUGAGACAACCUCUCUUUCUGUUUUGUUUUCUUUUAAUUCCCCCCCCCCCAAGAACUCAUCCCCAUUUGUUCCUCUCCUCAGAAAUUCAGUAUUUUAUUGACUUAACGGUCACAUGUGAGGACUUGAGUGCCCCAGAAGAAGGCUCAGCGUUGUAUUAAAGACACAAAAAAGAGAGACUUUUUGCUGCUGUGAAUAUAAGCCUACAUUUCUUAUUCUUUAGAUUUUGUUUUUUUUUAAAGGGGGGGGUCUUUAUUUUUGUGACAAAUAUUUUAAUCUUGGGAUCUCUGCUGCAGUUCCUCCCCAACCCAGCCAUGGAUCUAAAAAAUAUGCAUUCACACACUCAGGGCAAAAUCAUAUCCCUGGUGGGAGUUUUGCUUCGACAGGAUUGGGGCCAACGCUUCAGUAGCCGGCUGGAUUUUUGUUUCUUUCUUUAACAACAACAACGUUUGUCAAGAACUGCGCUCUCUUCCUCAUUCCCCCCCCCCCGCUUCCCCUCAUCCCUCAAUUGCCCAGUUUGCCAUCCUGCUGUUGCACGUCGGAGUGGGUUUGGAUACUGUUGAUCUGUUUCAGGUUCAAGUUAUGCUAGCUUAACUCUCGAGAUCACGUUGUACGAGAUGCUGACGGUUAGACAAACCUGGGGAGGCAGCAGGCAUCGCAGAGUCAGGUUUCCAAAUUUAGUUCUUUAGGCCUCUGAUGUAUGAAUGACUCGUGUUUCCUCCGCAGCCAUUCUGCUGCACUUCUGGAGGAAGGGAGGCACCACCCCUCCAACAAGUAGGGCAACCACAGGCAUCCCCCCCCCCCAGCAAUACUGCAACCCAAGUGAAUUCACCACGAUGGCCGCAGCUUUCUUCUUGCCCCCCCAAAGCACCUUUUUGGAACUGUGUUUUCUGCAAUGUUCUGGAAUGUGUACUGGAACUGUUUUCUUGAAUCAGUUCUCUGGGCUGUUGACAGGUCACUCAUUCACACAGGUCACUCAUUCAGAAAAAUGGACCUUACAUUCUGAAGGGGGGGGGCACACCAUUAUUCUAGGAUGCCUGCCCCUCCCCUGGUGCGUCAACACGGAAGGGAAAUUAUCCUCUGCUAAUGAAACCUUUCCUUCGCUAAGCAGCUGCCAGUCCUGAAAUUAAAGUAUUUACUUACAAGUACACUAGAUAAUUUUUUUUUAAUAAAAAGCAAACUGUAUUAAAAUAAAGUUAUUACCCAUUCUAAUAGCCAUUGCAAGCAUGAACAUUGGAAGGAGGAAGCGAAGUUCAUUUUGGGGGAGGGGGAGGCUGGUAACAGACAAAAACAGAAUAAAAAGAAAGAUUAUAUUAGAAAGAAAAGUCAGGUUACUUAGGCAAAAAUAAAUUAAGGGGAGCAGAGAAAAAAAAGCUAUGUGAACUAACUUUGCAUGAAGCGAGCCCCGUCGUCCAAGCUUACGGGGUUUUGCCCUGGUUCAAUUGUGACGAGCAGAUCCCAUUCUCCCUCUUCUAAAGUGCAAUGCAAACGGAUUAUUGAUUGUGUUUAUGCAGUUAUUUUUUUUUUUAAUGUGGGGAUUUUUUUAAAAAAACGCUUCUUUGUAUGUUUUUUUCUGCAGUUAUUAAAAAAACAUAUGCAUGGAAUUAAAACCUUUGCCAUACAUAUAUUAAUCAACAGGCAUUAUUACUGUCUUAUGUAAAGGGGAGGUUGUUUGGGGUGGGGGGUCAUCAUGCGUGUAAAAAAAACCCCCAGAACCUUUUCUCAGCCUUAUGAAUUUUCAGGUUACGAAUUUUCGGGGGCCGCACUGCUUUUCGUAGCGGGUAUUUCUCUCUAACAGUCACAGAAUAACGUCGCUUGCCGCCGAAUGCUGUGGUCGAACUCUGGUUUCGGUGCGUCCGUCUUAUGGCCGGUGAUUUAAUCCCAGGACAGACCGAUUGACUUGUUCACGCUCCGUUUUUUCGUUUCCUCCUUCAAACUUUGGCAGUGGCCCGGAGUGCCAAGGUGCCAUCUUUGGGAAUAAGCUUGUGCCUCGCUGGGGAGACUGGUUGCUUAGCCAGAAGAGCUCAGAUGGCACUCCGAAGAACCCUGGAGUUCUGCGGAAGCUUAACGAAGAGGAGAUCAGGAUUGUAGAAAAGCCUCUUCGGAAGGAAGCUUGCCCGCCCAUCCACUCACUGCUGAGGAACCCCUGCACAGUUCUUUGGAGGGUGCGCUAGCUGUGUUAUUUGCCAUCCAGGUUUUUAGCUCCAAAAAUACUAGCUCAUGCAGAGAGAUGGGGGUCCGGCAGGCCCAGCAAGAGAAUUGCAUGCACCCCAGUACAUUCCCCUGCAUCCUGUGCAAUGAAUACUAGUUCCUGAGCCACUAGUUUUACAAACACAACAAUGGGGGGUUGUGAACCCUACCACUCCUGACCACAGAGAUCAAUUCCCCUGGAGAAAAAUGGCUGUUUUGGAGGGAGACUCCAUGGCAUUAUACCCCGCUAAAGUCCUUCCUCUUCCUAAAUCCCGCCUUCUGCAAGCUCCGCCCCCCCAAUGGUUUCUCAGUUGACAACCCUCUGAGCCACCAACCUUCAGUCCAAACACCAUUCCCCAUCCAAUAUGAUCUGGCGUAACGCCCUACCACUGAAGCGAGGGAACACAAACACUGCUCCCAUGCAACUGUGACACACCAUGCUUGUUGUGUACCCCCAAGCGGAGGGAGAAACAAGUCUGGCUCUGGGCUGGUGUAGCCACCUAUGAGCCAAACUGCAAAAGGAGGCCCACUGCUUGGGAACACGGGUCUGGGCUUUCAUA